GUGACUUUUGCGCAACAUAAACCUGCGCCGCCGUGACUCUUCGGUGACAAGUGUGUUACUUGGGCAGAUUCCCCGUCGAAUGAACCGUAGGUCAUUAAAAUCGGUUCAGGUUUACUGCCAAAAAGCGAUGUGAGUUUUUUUUGUACACACACAUACACACAUACACACACAUACAUACACAUACACAUACAUACACACAGACAUCACCUCAAUUCGUCGAGCUGAGUUGAUUGGUAUAUGUGACUCGACCCUCCGGGCCUUCUAUCGAAAAGUCAUUUUUGGAGUGAACAUAUAGCCUUUCCUGUACACUUAGUGUACGAGAAAGGCAAAAAAACGUUACGCUUAAUCAGAAAAAAAAUGGGAACUUUUAUUUUGAAUAGCUCGUUUACCGUUCGCCUACGAACCGAUUAUCAAUGUUCUUUCAAGGAUCUUCGGCUUUUCUACUUUUAUUUUAUAUAAUAUUCAUGUUUUUAGGGAUGCUUAUUUUUUCCCCAGAAUAGCGUGAGUGAGGAACGUUCAAAAAAAUGAUAUAUUUUUUAUUUGCAUAUCAGAUUUAAGUCGUGAUAACAUUGAAUGACAGCAAAAUGGGAUUUCUUCUAAUAAGGCAUAAUGCACAGGUAAUUCGAAAUAUUCGCAACUAACUUGAGUAUCCCUAGCUACGAUCAAUUGCGGCUCUCGACGAACUAGCGUUCAAGUGCUUUUGUCAAGCAUCAUAGAGGGUUGGAUUUUUCAGCAAAGUUCUUUUGAUUAGUUGGUACUACAUUCUUACAUCUUUGGUUUCUACCUAGAUAUUCUUUAACAGAUCUAUAUCAAUUGUAUCUUUCGAUAUGAUUUUGUGUUCUUAUUCUGAUGUUGAUCUAGAUUGGCUGUUACUGCUCUAGACAUUUUUGUCUCUUUGAAUGUCUCUCCAGAACACUAGGAUUUGCAUCCUAGAGGGUUGCAUUCUUCGCAAAGUUCUUUUGGUUCAUUGUUGCUACAUUUUACAACUUCGGUUUUGGUAUAGAUCUGCUGCAACUGAUCUAGAUAAGUUUAUUUCUUUUGAUAUACCUCUCCAGAGCUAUAGAUAUUUUGUUAGGUGGUAGUCUUUGCUAAAGUGCUACGUCUUCUGUUUGGAUCUUGAUCUGCCUUUUAUGAUCUAGAUCAGUUUUAUCUCACUCUAGAGCUCUGGACAUGCAUCUUGGAGGGUUGUGGUCUUCAGAAAAUCAUACUUGGUUAUGUUAUCCAACUGUUGAUAAUGGAAGUAACUAGUAUUUCUCUUGUAGACUUUCAAGGCUCAUACAUUUUCAAAUAUAUUCUGUGAGAAUUAUCGAUUAAGUGACAUUGCUUUUUAUAACGGAAACAGCUAAUGUCACGAGUAUGGACUGAAGUUCGGAUCUCUAGGGUUGUUUGCAUGAUACUUCAAAAAUGUGUAUGCAAAGUUUACAUUAGAAACAACUGUUUAAAAGCUGUAUGUAGAAGCUUCGGAUCUAACUCCAAGUCAGUUUGGACAACUUUGAAUAUUCCAAAAGUAUUCAACGAAAUCUAUUUAAAGGUCCAAAAAUCAAAGCUGAUUCUGCAAUGUAACUCUGUAUUGUGUAUAUGAUAAUCAUUAUAAGUGUAGAUCUAAAGUUCUGUUCUUCAGAAUAAUUUGGUUGGCGUGUAAUAUUUGCCAACAAUAGUUUCUGUGUAGUGUAGUGUAGACCUGUAGUUCUGAACAGAAGGGUUAUUAGGCUGAUUUAGUGAAAAAAUGCGAAAUGAAAAAUUUCGUUCUUAUGACUAAAUCUCACAGUCCAUCAGUGUUUUUUUAACAGCCAAGCCCCUAUAGGGCACCGCACUGUUUUGAUUUUGUAUGGGAUUUUGACGUUUCGUGGCCUUGUUGUUUACAAAAUGUCUGUAAGAGUGAAAGAGAAGGAGAUAAUUUCAUGCACUGCCCUAUUAAGUAAAUACAAAGAAAGAUCCUCAGCUCCGUAAAGCGUUAUACGCGAUUGAGCCCCAAAUAAAUGAACUAGAUAAAAAAAAACCCUAAUUAAUCCACCUAGCGGUGAUGGUGCCUUUCUCGUGCUUUAAAAUAUCCUUUCUACAAAACUCAAGUGACGUGUUGAUGACAUUGACAUAAAUACAAAAUUUAAACUGCUUGCUAAAUCUACUCAAUAUGGAUACAUUUUAUAUUAGCAUAACAUCCAAUAUUCAGAAAAUAUAAGACAACGGUCCAAAAUUCAAACCAAACAAGUGUCAUGAUGCCGCAAAAUUUCGCAACGUCAUUUUAGAUUUUCCGGUCAUCAUUUUUUGACUCCGGAUAUCUACCCCAACUAAACUAAGCGCCAUCUUGAAUACUGAGACACCAUCUUGGAUGUUCUGGUAUUCAUUUUUGGACUCUGCACCUAAAAUUACAUAAAAUAGUCACCGCAUUGAAUUUUGGCAUGCCGUUUAUGAUUUUCUGGUUACCUGUUUUGGACGAAGACCGGCAUCCAUCCCAUUCAAACUAUAGUCAUAUUGCAGACCUUGUGAAACAGCGCACAGCUUGGGUUUUCUGAUUACAAAUUUUGAAUCCUGGACAUAUUUCUUUACAAAAUAUGCCCAUAAUGCAAGAAUUUGAAAUCCUAUAAAAUAGGCGCUAACUUGAAUACUGGGCCAUUAUCUUGGAUUUUGGACCGCUAUCUUGGAUACUUUGGUGGACUCCGAACAUAUUUCCCAUACCAAAUACAUUUAUUUUACACAGUUUUAGAGCUCAAAAUUCCUUAAAACAGCCGCCAUCUUCUGCUGACGCGAUCAAAUUCUUAUUUUUCCAUUUAACGUACUAUAAAUUUACACCCUAGUAAUCUGGAAUGGUACGAUUUGAUGAGAUCGCUUUAGUUUUGCCUAUAUUUUGUUUUCUUUCAUAUAUGAGAACAUAGACAUAUUCGUCACUGUUGUUCAUACCUAACGUUUAUCAGGCCAUUAAACAAAGCCACGAUUUAAUUUUUCACAUGAACGUCAGUUCUGCUACACAACAGCUAGUCUCUAAUGUGAUCUAAGGCUAUUUUCUUGCUAACCGUUCAUUAGAUUAUCAAAAAAUCUGCGAUCUGAUGUGUCGUAUGUCUGGGUUUGGUUCAUUUUUUAUAUUUGGUAAUUUCCGGUGGUAUACCCGGAGCUGAUUCCAUGACACUACCGUUUGUCCCAAUUAUGGUCUGAGAUUAUUUUAUUACUAAUUCUUCACUUUUACCUAAUCACCGCGAUUUGAUAUAUCGCAUGUAUGGGUUUGAUUCACUUUUACUUUUAACUACUUUCGAAGCCACAGCUGAACCCGCAACACUACCGGGUAUCUAAUGUGGUCUAACCCUAUUUUUCCAUCAGGUUGUCGAUAAGUCGUGAUCAGUCUUGUUAGAGAUCACAGUCAUUUGAACCUUAUCGUCGAAGUUCGGCCUUCCUUUGUCUUCGACAUUCGCAACACAAGCAAUCAAACUACUGUCCGAAACAAAAAUGUCAAACAAAGAGACGGUUCGGUUUUUGUUAUUCCUGUCUUCUUCCAUAAUAAGAGCUAUGUUGCCCAUCUGUGUGUCGUAUUCCAUGCAACAUGUAAGAAUAAACUAAUAUUAACAUUCAUAAUCUGAAUUGGCUGAAAAUCUAUGCGUAAAUCUAGAAUUAGACAAAUGUCAUCGUAUCAGAUGACAUUAAUUUGGCCCUUUCUUAUGUUUAUUGAUCGCACAAAUGUAACAAAGCAAGCUGACACCGCAUCCAUGGGUUUGGUUAAAUUUUACAUUUUACUACCCGGAUCUGAUUCCGGGUAACUACCGGUUGAACCAAAUAUGGUCUGACACUAUUGUCUUGUUAACUGUUCAUCGGUUAACCAAAAACGCUGCAAAUUGAAGGUGUCACAUGCACAAUUCCGGAACACUACCAGUUGUCUCCAGUGUGAUCUAAGGUUAUUUUCUUGCUAACUGUUCAUCAGGUUAUCGCAAAAGCCACGAUUUGAUGUGUCAGGUAAUCUAUAAAGCCGCUAUUUGAUGUGACGCAUGCACGGGUUUGUUUCUCUUUCAGAUUUGACCACUUCGGUGGGAACCCCGGAACCGGUUCCGGAACACUACUGGUUCAGAUAUGGUCUGAGAUGAUUUUCCUGCUCAUUGUCCAUCAGGUCAUCGAAAAUGCCGUGGUUUGAUGUGUCGCAUGCAUGGGUUUGGUUCAAUUGUAUGUUUUGCCACUUCCAGCGGGACGCCUAGAACCGGUUCCGGAACACUACCGGUUCAGAUAUGCUCUGAGAUAGUUUUCCUGCUCAUUGUCCAUCAGGUCAUCGAAAAUUCCGUGGUUUGAUGUGUCGUAUGCAUAGGUUUGAUUCAAUUGUAUGUUUUGCCACUUCCAGCGGGACGCCUAGAUCCGGUUCCGGAACACUACCGGUUCAGAUAUGAUCUGAGACUAUUUUCCUGCUUACCGCUCACCAGGUUAUCGAAAAUGCCGUGGUUGGAUGUGUCGCAUGCAUGGGUUUGGCUCACUUGUAUGUUUGGCCACUUCCAGCGGGACGCCUAGAACCGGUUCCGGAACACUACCGGUUCAGAUAUGCGCUGAGAUGGUUUUCCUACUCAUUGUCCAUCAGGUCAUCGAAAAUGCCGUGGUUUGAUGUGUCGCAUGCAUGGGUUUGGUUCACUUUGAUAUUUGGCUACUUCCGGCGGGACACCCGGAACCGGUUCCGGAACACUACCGGUUCAGAUAUGGUCUUAGACUAUUUUUCUGCUUACUGUUCAUCAGGUUAUCGAAUAUGCCGUGGUUUGAUGUGUCGCAUACAUAGGUUUGAUGCAUUUUCAUAUCUGGUCCCUUCCUGGGGUACCGUUCCGGAACACCUAAAUGGCCAUAUCUCCGGAACGGCUGGACCGAUCCGAACCAUUUUCAAUAGGAAACAAUGGGACCAGAUUCCGCGUCGAAUGAAUCGUCGGUCAUUAAAAUCGGUUGAGGUUUACUGCCAAAAAGUGAUGUGAGUUUUUUGUCCACACACAUACACACAUACACACACACACACAUACACACAUACAUACACACAGACAUCAACUCAAUUCGUCGAGCUGAGUCGAUUGGUAUAUGUGACUCGACCCUCCGAGCUUUCUAUCAAAAAGUCAUUUUUGGAGUGAACAUAUAGCCUUUCCAGUACACUUAGUGUACGAGAAAGGCAAAACAGCCAAGCCCAAAAUCUGACCGAUGUUGAUCUCAAUUGACCAACCUGUUAUACCAGUGCGUAGUUGGGAAACUACUAAUUAUGGUGCGUAAUUCACCACACGGUAGUUGUUUACCGUACGCAAUUGAUAUAUCAUCGAUCUACCACCCCAUUGGAAAGAUUUAUGGCACUAGUAUCCCACAGCAAAGCAAGCACCUUUUAACCGGACUUGAUCCCAUUCAGUGCCUCUAUUCAUACAUCGGCUUCCACAGCGCCACGUUGAUUCUGGGUGCAGUUUGUGAAUGAGACUCUCAACCAGCGACCUCCUUGUCGAAAACCUCUGAUCUGAUCCACUUCCAAGCAAACACCACUUGCUCUUGGACUCGGGUGGAAGUUUUUUCCCCUCAAUCCACCAAGCCCCAGAGAUUUAAGAUUGUAACGCUCCGACGUGGCUCUUACUUGACACAUCUACCGGAUCGUUAGCAGGCAGCCAGGCAGCCAGCCACACGGAGCAGCACACUUGUUGGCGGAGCGGAUCGAUGUUGUGCCCUCUAUUCAGUCAAUGGAAUUAACAGUGACGGCGAUGGUACGCGCUAACUCAAUACCUUUAUGCGUUCUCGUUCACAAGAUUUGAAUAGAUUCUUUAAUUAUGUCAUGGACGAUUAUUUAGACACUGAGUGGAGCUUUUGCGCUGGAUGCAUGUAUUGAAUGCUUAUGCACAUAUAUGAAUAAUAAUUAUGCUUUAAUGAAUUGAAAAGCAUGUUCGAUUCAUCAUUGAGCUUUCAGCGAGAGAAGGAACUGACCAUGGCAUUGAUGUUGGAUUUGACGUUCGGUGUGAACUCAUAGUAAAAUUUGCAAUAUAUCCUUCCUAAGCAAUGGAAGUGAGUGCCAAGGUUGUCCAAAUAACCAUUGAAUUGUAAUGUAGAGUAAUGUGGUUGUAGAACACAACACUAAGCGAAGCAGAGUGUCUUCCAGAUGGGAACUUUUGUUGAAGCAGAUAGAUUUUGUAUUGUUAAAUGCUAAAUUGUACGAUAAACUUUUGGUGGUCAAACUAUAGGUACUGAAUAUAUUUUAUGGUUUACCUUGUACUCUUGCUGUUCGUUUCCUUAGGAGUCAUUUGGUGUCAUACUUGAACUUUAAAACCAGUCCCCUGAAUCAUAAACUAGAGCCGGUCCAAAAAGCAGCUAACAAUAAAAAUAUCCAUAAGCUAGCUUCCACUCCCAAACCCCAAACAAAUACUCGUCGUAACCGACACCUUUCCGCCUGUCGAAUUUUUCGUUGAAUCACAGUUGGAAUCACUGACCUAUUGAAGAGCACCUCUCAGCGCACAGUCAUCAUUACAACCCCAAAAAAGAGUAUAAUUGCACUGCACUAAAUAUACGUCUAAUUGCAGAAGCUCAUUACGCGCCUACCACCCCAGCAUGCAUCGCAUCGCUUCGGCUGCGGGCGAGGGUGAGGCCAAGGGAUUCAUCUCUCGGUCAGCUCAGCCUCAACAUAGUGUAGUGUUACAAUUGCAUCACAGCAUGUAGGUGAAAUUGCUCAUCGCGCGCACCCCGGGGGAGUGUGGAGAGUGUGCCCUCCACCCAGCAGCCCAGAGGCCCAAUUGGUGUGGUGAUUUAACGGACAGUCAACAGCCAUUACCCUUACAGGUACCUGCCUACCAGUGCCAGUGGAAUAGGUGAAACGAAAAAAAAAAUCAGCCCAGCAGACGACCAAAACUCCGCGGUUUGUGUUUAAUUAGCUUCCAUCAGAUGUUAAAAAGUGCUACGCGAGCAUUUAUUGCGGAUGGCUUUCGCUUUGUUGGUUAACGACCUCACCCCGUCCACAGCGGCUGGCUGGUACUGUGCGGCUUGCAGCGUGGAGAAGUGCAGUGCAAGGAGCAGCCCGGAGCUGCUCAAAAAGGGCAGUAAGUUCCAAUUAUUGCAAUAGUCACAAUUUGCGCUUAAAAUGGAUCAUCAAUUGUCGGUGUAGUACCCUAAAUGGGCAUAUAACACAUCGUAUGACCUUUUACCAUCAGCGCGAAGGAACUGUGCUCCAGUUUUUUCUGUUCCAAUAUUUGGAUCAGUCAAAUUUUGUGCAAUUACUCUGAUGACUACAACCACAGCAGCGGAGAUCAAUGGAAUUUUUUCCUCCUAACCUGAAACGUUACUUCCGAUGACGGAGGUACUUCCAGUAACUACCGACAAAUUGCAUCGAUGGAUGGAUGAUAGCCCUGCUUCGCCUUGAUCCUCUUUUUUGUGUGCCCACACAGGAGCUGGAAGGGGCUUGCUGGGAACAGUUUGGAACUCAUCGGUUGAUGCAGUUCUGUCUUCUGUUUUGGGGCUUCAUUCUGAAAUUCGCCUUUGCAGUCCACUUUUGAUAUUUUCGUUUGCUUGCUCGGUGUAAUUUGAAUACGGAUAGGGGCGAUUAUCGUCACCGUUUUGAAAUGUGUGGCUUGCGACUGUGCACUGGAAGGCUUUUUUUUUGUUUGGGGAUGACUAAUCGAAUGUAAUGGAUUACCGAGUCAAUUGAAAUAACACUUACCAGAUAGUGUCUAAUCCACAUUUUAAGCUUUAGGCCCUACCCCCAUCAUAUCAUUAGGGUGGCGCGUGCAUGCAUGAAAGAUACUGUUAGGAUUAGAAAUAUUUCAACACAAUAUUUAAAUUUAAAUUUCGCUAUAGAAUCCAGCUUCUACCAAAAUUGCGUAUUGCAACGCACUCUCACAUUCUAUUGUGUAAAAACGCACUCGCAUUCCAUAAGCUAAUUAGGCGAUUUUGAGCUUCCUUUUUUCGCUGUCGCCCAACUAGACCGGUCACCAGCACAGUAGUGUAGAUAGAUAUAGUUAAUAAACCACAGUGAACUCAGCCACAUGCAAAUAAAGUGCCUCUUUUAGUGCAAAAUAAAUUCGGUUUUCGAUCAGUAAUCGCGUCGUUUUAUGUGCCCAAGUGAUUCUCCGAAAAUUACGCCCGUGAUUUCGACCCCGUUCAGAACAUUUUGGUGCCGUGACCAGGAUCACGGGUGUGUGAAAAUCACUUUCUGGAUCGUGUACUUCGACGCUAACACCUAACCCCAUCACCCGUCGGGAGGAUUUCCCGAAGGAUUGCAGUACCGUACAACCAUACAAGGCCUGUUUUUGGACAGGUACAUGUGAGUAUCUGUCCAUUAUUUCCCAUCCCCAUUGUACGGUGCUUCCUUGGUGUUUUUUUGGAUCGAUUUCAGUCCAUUUCUGGUGUGAUUGCUGCUGGGAGACACGAGGUUGUUGCUGCUGUUGCUGUGGAUGGUUGCCCAUUCCCCCCACUGGAUUGAAACUGGUUGUUGCUGUUGCUGCAGUGAUAGCACCACCGCCGGUGCUAAAUUGAAUUAAAUUAUCUAAUCAUCGUUCGGCUGAUAUCCUGCCGAGCCGCUUUGUAUGCACGCGAGCGGAUAGUCCACGUCCGUGGAUUAGCAUCGUGUUCGAGGUUCCUGCUAUAAAGAUAACACAAGGCCUGUCUUUGGACAGGCACAGCUCCCAUUUGGAAGUCGUCCGGCGCACACUAUGUCGGAGAAGAAGAUGAAGCAGAAGGAGCUCAAGCGUCGGAACAUCAUGGACUCGAUCGCCCGCAUCGAUGAGUUCCUGAUCAACUUCAAUCCCGAACGAGACACCAAGGAGGUAGCGAUACGAUUGGCUAGAUUGGACAAGCUGAUGGAGAACUUCGAGGACAUUCAAGGUGAAUAUGAAACUUUCGAUGAUUCCAAUGAAUUCGUGAAGAGCAAUAUGAGCAUUAGGGCAAAGGUAGAAGAGCAGUAUUUUCGGGUUAAAGGUGGUCUUACGUCGCUGCAACCUCCUCCCGCAGCAGUCCCAAUACCGACGGCGGUUCCGUCGGCACCGGCAGUUUCCCACUCGAUCGGCGUGAAGCUUCCGACGAUUACGCUGCCGCAAUUUGAUGGUGACCUGAACGACUGGUUGACGUUUCACGAUUCCUUCAGUUCCUUGAUACAUUCUUCCGGGGAUAUUCCUUGCAUCCAAAAGUUCCAGUAUCUCCGUUCCGCACUGAAGGGCGAUGCGCUGAAGCUAAUUGAAUCCCUGACAAUCACCGCCGCGAACUAUAGUGUUGCUUGGCAAUCUCUGCUAAACCGUUAUUCCAACAAGUAUUUGUUGAAAAAGAAACACCUGCAAGCGAUUACGUUUCCCCCAAAAUCGCUUUCCAAAUCCGCUUCCAAACUCUGUGUCGUUGUAGAGGAAUUUCAACGGCAUGUUAAAAUUUUGGAACAGUUGGGUGAACCAACAGCUCAAUGGAGUAGUUUGCUGGUUCAAUUACUUUGCUCCAGGGUUGAUGAGCAAACCCUCAGAGAUUGGGAAGAGUACGUUUCCGCUGGUAACGAUCCCACGUACACCAAUCUGGUUGAAUUCCUCACCAAAAAGAUACGCACUCUGGAAUCUCUAUCGAUCAAUGCAGAUCAUUUCGCACUAUCCAGCCCAAACAAGCACAGUCCCCCCUCAAAGCCUUUGAAGUCGUCCCAAGGUCCCCCCUCGUCUAGGAUCAAUAGUUAUGCUGCAACGGAAAACUACCUACCUGGAUGUCAUGCAUGUAGCCAACAACAUCUGUUGGUGAAAUGUCCCGCUUUCGAGAAAAUGCCGCUGAAGGAUCGGUUGAAUUUGGUCAAUGCCAAGAAGAUUUGCAGCAACUGCUUCCGCGGAGACCACUUCGUCCGCAAAUGCUCCUCCAAGUUUUCGUGUCGUAUUUGCCAGAAAAGACACCACAGUUUGCUGCAUCCUGGGUUCGACUCGUCAACGAACGGUAAUGGAAAUUUGAACUCCGGUCAAGGUCAACCACCUCAGUCAACUAGCGUGGCACGAUGUGAAAUCGAGACGACCUCAGUGCCAACUGAACAAUCCAUAUCUUCCAACUCGGUGUCUGAUCCUCACAGUGUGAAUGUGUUCUUGUCUACCGUCGUACUUAUCAUUGUUGAUGGGUACGGGAGAGAGCACUUUGCUCGGGCGUUAUUGGACUCGGGUUCGCAAUGCUGUUUGAUGAGUGAACGACUCUGCCAACAAUUGCGAUUGGUUCGCCGCCGAAUCAACCAGCCCAUCUUCGGUGUCGGUGAAGCGCAGAUUCGGGCUGUUGGCUCGGUUAGUACCGAAGCUCGAUCACGAUUGGAGAAGUUCGCUGUACCAUUAGAUUGCCUGGUUCUUCGUAACAUCACAACAAAUCUGCCUGCUGUUACGAUCCCGAAGAACAAUUGGUCCAUUCCUGAGGGCAUUAACCUCGCCGACCCAGACUACAACGUGUCUCGCAAGAUUGACCUGAUUAUCGGUGCUGAACACUUCUACACCUUCCUGAAAGGUGACCGGAUAAAUUUGGGAGAGUCAUCGCCGACACUUGUGGAAAGCGUGUUUGGAUGGCUUGUAUCUGGGAAAUCGUCGUAUGCUCCAAUUACCCACCCCCCUCUGUGUCAUAUAUCCACCCUAGAAUCGCUAGACAGAAACAUCGAGAAGUUUUGGCAAGUAGAGGAAGUUGACACGAAGGUUCUGUCCCCAACAGAGCAGUACUGUGAGGAAUUCUACAAGCGGACGGUAUCCAGAGAUCCCUCUGGUCGGUAUGUGGUCCAAUAUCCCAAAAAGGAGGAUUUUUCUCGAAUGAUUGGCGACUCCUACCCCACUGCAUUGAGGCGGUUGGAAGGCCUUGAACGUAAGCUGGACAAGAAUGAGCCCCUGAAGGAAAGGUAUCAAGCGUUUAUGGCAGAAUUCAUCAACCUUGGGCACAUGCGUGCAAUCCCCCCCGAAGAGAAACUGCCCCCUGCGACGUGCUUCCUCCCCCACCACCCGGUUGUGAAGGAGUCAAGUUCGACCACGAAGGUUCGUGGUGUAUUUGAUGCAUCCGCAAAAACCAGCUCAGGCUAUUCCCUCAACGAUGCCCUAAUGGUCGGCCCGGUUCUACAAGACGAGCUGUAUUUGAUUGUUCUUCGGUUCAGGAGGUACAGAAUAGUUCUACUGGCAGACAUCGAGAAGAUGUACCGUAUGGUCCGCAUGCACCCUGACGAUCAGCCCCUCCAAUGCGUACUGUUUCGGUUUUGCAAAGAUGAUCCCAUCACCAAGUACGCUCUCACCACCGUAACGUAUGGAUUAUCCCCGUCGUCGUUUUUAGCUACACGAACGCUCCACCAGUUAGCCGACGACGAAGGCAGUUCAUUCCCACUCGCAGCCGAAGCCCUAAAGCAGGAUUUUUAUAUGGACGAUUUCAUCCGAGGAGAGAAUACCAUCGACAGAGCUGUGCGUUUACGACAAGAGAUGACGGAGCUACUCAACCGUGGAGGCUUUCGGCUGAGAAAAUGGUGUUCCAAUUUCCAGGAGGUCCUUGAAGGAGUACCAGAGGACGACUUAGCCACUCAAUCCAACCGAACAUUUGACCCUGACGAGACGAUCAAAACUUUGGGACUCAGCUGGGAACCAUCAACCGAUCAGUUUCGCUUCGACGUCAACGUAGGAAUGAAGGAUGGACCGAUUACAAAGCGCAAGAUUUUGUCGGAGAUUUCGCGUUUGUAUGAUCCACUUGGAUUGAUUGCACCGAUAGUAGUGAGGGCCAAGAUAAUGAUGCAGCAAUUGUGGAUGCUUUCGCUGGAAUGGGAUGAGGAGGUACCCGUCGAAAUACAAGCCAAAUGGACGGCGUUUGUCACCGAACUACCGGCCUUAUCUAGUUUCCGACUGGAUCGCUAUGCUUUUGAGGAAGGGGAUGUGCAACUGCACUGCUUUGCAGAUGCAUCUGAUGCCGCUUACGGGGCUUGUGUUUAUGUGCGUACUACUGGGAUCAACGGAAAUGUGAAGGUCGAGCUGCUCACUUCGAAGUCCCGAGUGGCGCCACUCAAAAAACGUAGCAUUCCCCGUUUGGAAUUGUGUGCUGCGCAAAUUGCUGCUCAUCUUACGUCGAAGGUUCGCAUUGCUCUUGGGAUUGAAGCGGUUUCCGUUUGGUACUGGUCAGAUUCAAUGGUGGUUCUCCAUUGGCUCCGUUCCCCGCCACAAGCAUGGAAGACUUUUGUAUCGAACCGUGUAUCAGACAUCCAAAUCCUAACCCACGGAUCCAAAUGGCGACACGUAUCCGGGAUGGAAAAUCCCGCGGACCUGGUAUCGCGGGGCAUGGCAGUUGAGCAGUUUACGUCGAGUCAACUUUGGAGACACGGACCUGACUGGUUGCGGGAGGGAGAGGACCUCUGGCCACAACAGAAAGUUGGUUUAAACGAGUCGGACAACGAUGAGCUACUAGAGCGGAAGAUAACCAGCUUCGCAAUUCAGACCCCACCCCCACCUAAUCCAAUAAUCACCCGAUUUUCUUCGUACCACCGACUAGUUCGAACAGUUGCUUAUUGCUUUCGUUUCGUCAACAAUACCCGAAUGAAGCAAAAGGUAAACUCAGGGUUCUUGUCCACCGAAGAGCUCGACCACUCAGUGCUUGCCCUGGUCAAAAUGGUUCAAACUGAGUGCUACCAAGCUGAACUCCGUGCUUUGAAAAAGGGACAGACAGUUGCAACUCAAUCCAAUUUGAAGCUGUUGAACCCAUUCGUCGAUCCAUCCGGCAUAAUACGAGUCGGUGGCCGGUUGCGACUCUCUGCUCAGCCCUAUGGAACAAAGCACCCGAUAUUGCUACCUGGCUUUCACCAUUUUACCAAACUGCUCCUAACGUCCUAUCACCGCAAGCUGCUGCACGGCGGUAUUUCGCAUACACUAGCUGUUGUGCGGAACGAAUUUUGGCCAACCAACGGAAGAAGGGCAGUUCGUAGUACGAUAUGGAAUUGCCACCGCUGCACACGUGUCAAUCCUCAUCCAAUUAGGCAACCGGUAGGUCAAAACCCAUCUGCCCGAAUCACACCUAGCCGCCCAUUCUCUUCAACCGGCAUUGAUUACUGCGGACCGGUGUUCGUUAAAUCCAAAAUACGCAGAUCUGCUCCAACCAAAGCCUAUAUAGCACUGUUCGUAUGUUUCAGCACUAAGGCUGUUCAUAUUGAACUAGUCGGAGAUUUGUCGACGCAAUCCUUUCUCUCUGCUCUACGGAGAUUCAUUGCUCGUCGUGGGUUACCCGAACACAUAUAUUCGGAUAAUGCCACAAACUUUGCUGGGGCAAAACACGAACUUCAUGCUCUCUACCAAAUGCUCAAUAACCGAACCGAAAAUGCUCGUAUCGCUACCUGUCUCGCAACGAAUGGGAUCAAUUGGCAUAUGAUCCCCCCUCGUGCUCCAAACUUCGGCGGCCUCUGGGAGGCUGCAGUUAAAGUGGCUAAAAAGCACCUCGUUCGUCAAAUUGGGAUUAGUUCGUUGCUGCAAGAGGACCUGGAAACAGUGUUGGUGCAAAUCGAGGGAGCCAUGAACUCCCGUCCUUUGGUCGCUUUAUCGGAUGACCCCAACGACCUUGAAGCGCUCACACCGGGGCACUUUUGGUGGGCUCGAAUCUUCAAGCGCUUCCUGAACCGGAUUUGCGAGACGUCCCGGCCAACCGGCUGGACAGGUACCAAUCAGCGCAGCAGAAGGUGCAACAGUUUUGGUACCGAUGGACUUCCGAGUACCUCAAGGAGCUACAACAUCAAGCUACAAUCAACCCACGAAAGGUCGGCCUCAAGGUUGGUCAAGUAGUGAUUGUCCAAGAUCAACAGCUUCCACCGAUUCGCUGGCCAUUGGCCCGCAUCAUGCAGCUCCACCCUGGUCAAGACGGCGUGGUACGCGUUGUGACCAUACGUACCGCUUCUGGAGUCUUCAAGAGACCAGCGUCCAAGCUCUGUCUUCUACCGUCGGCGAUGGAGGAAGACACCGUAGGAACAGCAGAAGAUACUUCAGAUAAGUGAAUUACUGUUACAAAAUAUUCGACAUCAAUGAAUUGCAUUAUUAUUGUAAUUUUGAAAUAUUCAUUUCGGUGGCCGGUCUAUGUUAGGAUUAGAAAUAUUUCAACACAAUAUUUAAAUUUAAAUUUCGCUAUAGAAUCCAGCUUCUACCAAAAUUGCGUAUUGCAACGCACUCUCACAUUGUAUUGUGUAAAAACGCACUCGCAUUCCAUAAGCUAAUUAGGCGAUUUUGAGCUUCCUUUUUUCGCUGUCGCCCAACCAGACCGGUCACCAGCACAGUAGUGUAGAUAGAUAUAGUUAAUAAACCACCGUGAACUCAGCCACAUGCAAAUAAAGUGCCUCUUUUAGUGCAAAAUAAAUUCGGUUUUCGAUCAGUAAUCGCGUCGUUUUAUGUGCCCAAGUGAUUCUCCGAAAAUUACGCCCGUGAUUUCGACCCCGUUCAGAACAGAUACCACGUGUCAAAAUGUUCAAUGGGCCCCUUCUCAUUUCUUUAUAUAUACCGCCAGUAUGCACUGGUCAAAUUUUCAGCUACAUCCGUUAACAUUUUGGUGAUGCUAAACUCGUUGAAAGUUUGUUGGAAUGUUCGAUUUUUGCAUUUUAAUUAAAUCACAUAUUUGUGCCAUCGCCAUGAAUACGAGCCUAUUUGGCAUUCAUCCGAGGAAGAGGAAAUAGUAUCAUCAGUAACGCAUAAGAGUACCACAAUGCAAUAAGUUCAAAGGGGUCGUUCCGUAGCCCAUCGAAAGUCGGAGCAAGAAGCGGUGAUCAGGGUAGGUAAUAAGUGAAAGCCCUUUUUUCGAUCCACUAAAUGGUCGCCCAAAUCACCGAGAAGACAUUGCUUCAGGGGCUAGGGGCAACCUCAAGGUUAGCUGCGUAGCCUGCAGCAACGGACACCGAUGGCUCGCUUUGGGAAGUCCUCCAAAGUAGCAUGCUGGCGCCUAGGCUGUUUCCCGAGUGGUUGUUACCACUCUCUUUGUCCUCGGAAGGCAGGCAGGGUUGACACCACGUCUGCUUCCAACUGCACAUCGAGUAUGAAGAACAACCACGAACACAGCGAUUUCUCCUUCCCGUAAGUAAGGCCCUAUCAGCCAGCACACAGAAGGACGUGUCGACAUGGGGUCUCCACCUGCCCCGACCUUGCUGAGAAUCCCUUUCCAACCGCGGGCUUGGAUCCAACCCAGUAGACCGACGCCACGAUAACAAACGCUAUCAUGAUGUUCUCCCCGCGGCCACUUAACCGCUGAGAGGGUCGAUUUCGAUCGCAGGGCACCUCUUCUACCGAAUCUGAACUAGCCAUUCUCCGAGUCCACGCGCCACUUUCUCUGUAGCUCCAAGACGAUGAUGAUAGCAGUUGAACCAGCAUUCCAGCCAAACUCAUCCCUACACAUCCUCUGGACAAGAAUGUCCGGAUUUUUGUCCUCCCCGCAUGUGGCAAGCAUGCGGUCACGCAUUGUGCAGUAACACGGGCACACGAGCAAAACGUGUUCCACCGUAUACUCUAAACCAGACCGGACAUUCGGAUGGGGCAGCAGGGACGAAAGUCCUGGGGCCUGACGCACCCCCCACUUGUGAGUCAGCCGCGUAGUUGCUGGCUAAGAAUAGAUUAACCCCAAUUCA
Aedes albopictus (Asian tiger mosquito) is the source of this 15496-nucleotide messenger RNA. RefSeq lists its product as uncharacterized. Bases 8613 to 13676 code for a protein of 1687 amino acids. The record is from RefSeq and is a predicted model, not a curated record. Gene Ontology annotation, biological process: DNA integration. Gene Ontology annotation, molecular function: nucleic acid binding. The transcript has 2 exons. Lineage: Eukaryota; Metazoa; Arthropoda; Insecta; Diptera; Culicidae.